GGAAUUAGAGACCAAAUGAAUUGCUUUUCAUGUUUAUAUUUCCAUGAAAAUAAAAAAGCUCCCAAAGAUUCAGACAACAGCCGCCGAAGAAAUGGUGAGUUGACCGGUAGAGACAACAACAAAACACACCCUGAGAAUCCAAAGCCUAAUAAGACUGGAAAUGAGCAGAGCAAGAACGAUGAUGCAAACAAAGAACUGACCAACAACAUUGCUGCGCAAACAUUCACCUUCAGAGAGCUAGCUACUGCUACCAAGAAUUUCAGACAAGAAUGUCUGAUCGGUGAAGGCGGUUUUGGAAGGGUUUACAAGGGAAAAAUCGAAAAAUGUGACAAGAUUGUGGCAGUGAAGCAGUUAGACAGAAAUGGGCAGCAAGGGAACAGAGAGUUCAUCGUAGAAGUGUUGAUGUUAAGUCUUUUGCAUCACAAGCAUCUCGUGAAUCUCAUUGGAUAUUGUGCUGAUGGAGAUCAGAGACUUCUUGUCUAUGAGUACAUGUCUCGUGGUUCACUCGAAGAUCAUCUCCUCGAUCUAAAACCGGGCCAGGUACCAUUGGAUUGGGACACAAGGAUUAGAAUUGCGCUAGGAGCAGCCAUGGGUCUUGAAUACUUGCAUGACAAGGCAGAUCCUCCGGUGAUCUACAGAGAUCUCAAGGCAUCUAACAUCCUUUUGGACAGUGACUUCAACGCCAAGCUAUCAGAUUUUGGACUAGCAAAGCUAGGUCCUGUCGGUGACAAACAACAUGUGUCCUCUAGAGUUAUGGGAACUUAUGGGUACUGUGCUCCAGAGUAUCAACGAACCGGUCAGCUAACCAUUAAAUCUGAUGUUUAUAGCUUCGGAGUUGUGUUGUUGGAGUUAAUAACUGGACGAAGAGUUAUUGAUACAACUAGACCUAAAGAUGAACAUAAUCUAGUUACUUGGGCACAACCUGUGUUCAAAGAACCGAGUAGGUUCCCGGAGUUAGCUGAUCCAAGUUUGGAGGGAGUGUUCCCGGAGAAAGCUCUUAACCAGGCCGUAGCGGUAGCAGCAAUGUGUUUACAGGAAGAGGCAACGUUACGGCCACUCAUAAGCGACGUUGUAACCGCUCUAGGUUUCUUGGGAACUGCUCCUGAUGGCACUAUAGCUGCUCCACGUUACGACGAAGUACGUCCUCCUCAGCCGUCGGGUGAAACCUCCGGUGAGGAUUCUAUGGCACCGAAAGAACGGGAAAGAGCCGUGGCUGAGGCAAUGGAGUGGGGAGUUGCUUCGAGAGCAAAUUCUCGGAAUACAAGUGCAGCACACUCCUUAAACCCAAGUGCAGCACCCUCCCGGAACCCUAGUGCAGUACAUUCACGGAACCCUAGUGCUUCUUGAUUUUAAUUUUUAUCUUUUUUUUUGUUUCUUGAUAUUUUUUUUGGGGUUUGGUUGUUUUCUUUUGCUUUAAGUUUCAGAGAGUUAGUGAUAGAAGUUGAUACCAUCUUCUUUUUUAAUGUUCUGCUCUGUUUCAAUUGUGUAU
Messenger RNA from Raphanus sativus (radish), 1489 nucleotides. Its product is annotated as probable serine/threonine-protein kinase PBL26. The record is from RefSeq and is a predicted model, not a curated record. Gene Ontology annotation, biological process: protein phosphorylation. Gene Ontology annotation, molecular function: protein kinase activity; ATP binding. The transcript is spliced from 5 exons. Bases 16 to 1347 code for a protein of 443 amino acids. Lineage: Eukaryota; Viridiplantae; Streptophyta; Magnoliopsida; Brassicales; Brassicaceae.